This is a messenger RNA of Clonostachys byssicola, 1737 nucleotides long. The record is from the annotation of a GenBank genome assembly. NCBI's taxonomy places the organism in Eukaryota, Fungi, Ascomycota, Sordariomycetes, Hypocreales, Bionectriaceae.
AUGGCCGACAUCACGGCGCAACUCGCCAAUUUCAACCCCUUCUCCAAGCACAGCCGCAAGGGCAACGAGGACGUCGGCGACACCAUCGAACCUGGUGCUGUAGGCAACCAUUUCCACAUUCUCGACUCGGCCAAGGCCACCCUGCCAGUCAGCCAUGCCCUCAAGGCGUUUAUAGCCAAAAACGAGAUCCUUCCCGAACGAGAUGUUGGCCUCGGCGCAGAACAUCACACCGAGGCGCUGCGUUCGCUCCUGUGCAAGCCUCACAUCCAAGUCCCUCCCAUCGUGACCGACCGAUCAUACCCCCUCCCCGACUAUUUCAUCAGCUCCAGCCACAACACCUACCUGCUGGCCCACCAGCUGUUUGGAGAAUCGAAUGCCUCAGGGUACAGAACUGCUCUGACCACCGGCUCUCGUUGUGUCGAAAUCGAUGCCUGGGACAAUCCCGACGACCUGAAAGAGCCCAAGGUAACCCACGGGUAUACAUUGGUGUCCCAUAUUCCGUUCCGAACCGUUUGCGAGACGAUCCGAGAUGUGUUUGACGAGGAGCUUGAAGCUACUUUCAAAACCCCGGGCCAGGAGCCCUCGCCCAUCCUGAUCUCCCUUGAGAACCACUGCGGCCCUGAGGGACAGCUGCGCUUGGUCCAGAUCAUGACUGAGGUCUGGGGUGAUCGGCUGCUCAGUAAAGCAAUUCGCGAGGGAGCGGAUCCCGAACAUGUAACCUUGAAAGAGCUUCGUGCUAGUAUUGCAGUUAUCGUCGAGUUCCACUUCCCCGAUGAAGUCGAGCACGAUGACGACGAUGACGAAGAAGAGGAAGAGGACGGCGUCGAGAUCACUGAGGACGAAAAGAAGGCCAGGCAGGAGUAUAAGCAGAAGAAGAAGACCCAGCCUUCUACCCUCAUCAUCCCAGAGCUUGCGGCGCUAGGAGUCUACGCGCAGUCCGUCAAACCCGUUAACAACUCAUGGUUUGAUUCUGGCGAGCUUCUCAAUGGACCACACCAUCAUCUUAUAAACGUGUCGGAAUCUGGAUUGAAAACCCAUUUGCCAGCGAACAAGGUGCCAAUUUCCAUUCAUAACUCGCGCCACCUGAUGAGAGUCUUUCCCAAAGGUACACGCAUCACGUCGUCGAAUCUGAAGCCCGUUCCAUUCUGGGGUCUGGGCGCCCAGGUCUGCGCUCUCAACUGGCAGACGUACGGCACGAGCAAUCAGCUAAACGAUGCGCUUUUCUUCGGCACGGAUGGCUUCGUCCUGAAACCCGAAGCUCUUCGCGCCGGAGGCAGUGGAAAUAUCGCUACUGGGCGAAAGAAGAGGCUGCGUCUACAUGUUGCAGGUGCAUCCAAUGUGCCUCUCCAGGAGGACAAUGACGGGGACGAUGCGAUCAAGCCGUACCUCACUUGCAAUCUAUAUCACCCGGACGACCUCGAAAACGAGCCACCGAAGCGCAAGACUUCGGCGUAUCGACAGCAUAAACUCGGCUUCCUCCACCGUGGUGAGAAUCCCCCGCCCACCGACCCGAUCUGGGAUGAGACACUCGAGUGGGAGUACGACGACAAUGAGCUCGUAUUUCUGAGACUCCUUAUCAAGAGUGAUGAUUCAUGGGCCGUGAACCCCAUUGUUGCCGCCCUUGCAGUGCGUCUUUCGUAUGUUACACCGGGCUGGAGCUUUCUCCGCAUGAUGGACCUCAAGGGCAAGGAAAGCGAUUGUAGCGUUCUUGUCAAGUUUGAGUUUGAGGAUAUCUAG